Messenger RNA from Psammomys obesus (fat sand rat), 8993 nucleotides. It is a transcript of the gene Lsamp, whose product is annotated as limbic system associated membrane protein. NCBI's taxonomy places the organism in Eukaryota, Metazoa, Chordata, Mammalia, Rodentia, Muridae. Bases 495 to 1580 code for a protein of 361 amino acids. Gene Ontology annotation, cellular component: neuron projection; plasma membrane. The transcript has 9 exons. The record is from RefSeq and is a predicted model, not a curated record. Gene Ontology annotation, biological process: homophilic cell-cell adhesion.
UGGAGGGAGAAGCAAGAAAGGGAGGAGGGGGAGAGAGAGCUCCUGGGUUGCUGCUGCCGCUGCUGCGAGAGGCUGUUUCUUUACUCUUCCUGGCAGGCUCUCCUGCUGCCUGGGAAAGUGGGUUACAGAGGGAAGGAGCUCAGCCCAGACGCUGGCAGAGAAGCAGCCAGCCACAGAGAGUCUAACGAAGCACCCCUGCCGUUGACAGUCGCCUCCUCAUCAUUAAGCAUUUCAUAUUUGCACUCUUCCUUCGGAAAAUUUGUUCCUCCACUUUCUCCCCCACCCCUGCUUGGAUUUGAUGAGGGCUUUGUCAAGUCUCAGAGGGGAAACAGACUGAGCAAGGGAAAGAGCCAGGCAAAGUGGAAGGGAGUGCGCGCUGGACCCGCCCGAGCAGCCUUGGCAGUGGCUGCUAGCCCCAGGCGCGCUAGAGCCCCUCUCCGUGGCCAGCAGCGCGCACACGCGAGUCCACCGCGGAGCAACUCGCUGAGGCCACCAUGGUCGGGAGAGUUCAGCCCGAUCGGAAACAGUUGCCGCUGGUCCUACUGAGACUGCUCUGCCUUCUUCCCACAGGACUGCCAGUUCGCAGCGUGGAUUUUAACCGAGGCACGGACAACAUUACCGUGAGGCAGGGGGACACGGCCAUCCUCAGAUGUGUGGUAGAAGACAAAAACUCAAAAGUGGCCUGGUUGAACCGCUCUGGCAUCAUCUUCGCUGGACAUGACAAGUGGUCUCUGGAUCCUCGGGUUGAGCUGGAGAAACGCCAUUCUCUGGAAUACAGCCUUCGAAUCCAGAAGGUGGAUGUCUAUGACGAGGGAUCCUACACAUGCUCAGUUCAGACACAGCAUGAGCCCAAGACCUCCCAAGUUUACUUGAUCGUGCAAGUUCCACCAAAGAUCUCCAACAUCUCCUCGGAUGUCACUGUGAAUGAGGGCAGCAAUGUAACCCUGGUCUGCAUGGCCAAUGGCCGCCCUGAACCUGUUAUCACCUGGAGACACCUUACACCAACUGGAAGAGAAUUUGAAGGAGAAGAAGAAUAUCUGGAGAUCCUGGGCAUCACCAGGGAGCAGUCAGGGAAAUAUGAGUGCAAGGCUGCCAACGAGGUCUCCUCGGCGGAUGUCAAACAAGUCAAGGUCACUGUGAACUAUCCACCCACUAUCACGGAGUCCAAGAGCAAUGAAGCCACCACAGGGCGACAAGCUUCCCUCAAAUGUGAGGCCUCCGCGGUGCCUGCACCUGACUUUGAGUGGUACCGGGAUGACACCAGGAUAAACAGUGCAAAUGGCCUUGAGAUUAAGAGCACCGAGGGCCAGUCCUCCCUGACGGUGACCAAUGUCACUGAGGAACACUACGGCAACUAUACCUGCGUGGCUGCCAACAAGCUCGGGGUCACCAAUGCCAGCCUAGUCCUUUUCAAGCGUGUUUUACCCACAGUCCCCCACCCCAUUCAAGAAAUUGGCACCACCGUGCACUUCAAGCAAAAAGGACCCGGGUCGGUGAGAGGAAUCAACGGAUCCAUCAGUCUGGCCGUACCACUGUGGCUGCUGGCAGCAUCCCUGCUCUGCCUUCUCAGCAAAUGUUAAUAGAAUAAAAAUUUAAAAAUAAUCACAACAACACACAAAAAUGCGUCACACAGAUACACAGAGAGAGAGUGCAAGAUGGGGGGGAGGGAGACUUAUUGUUUCACAAGAUUGUGUGUUUAUAAAUGAAGGGGGAAUAGGAAAAUGAAGAAAAUACAACACUAAAAACAAAUGUAAGGUCCACCAAUAAAAAUUUGAGUAUAAUUUAGGGUGGGAAAACCUCUCCCAGAAUAUGUGUCUAUCUUCUAAGCAAAGGACUGCUGUGUAUGGACUCCAUCGUGCUAAGGACAUCUGAUGCUGUUAAAUGAGGCUACUCAAGAAAUGCCAGACGCCAGACGGAUGUUAACUGUCCCCCACACUUUAUCCUCCCUUCAUCCGUUUUCAUCCGUGGGGAAAAAAGAAGGUCUUGCCUUUGGUGUUUAUAUUUCCAUAACCUUUUUACUCUGUUCUCCAUUUGAGCUGAUGUGUAGCCAUUUUGGGCUAUCAAAGGAAACCUGUGCUGAGCCUUUCUCAGGCUCCGCUGCCUCCACCACCUCUCUAACUUUUAGGAACAUGGAACAUCCACUUUCCCUCCACCGUGCUCUAUCCCCAACCACACCCAUUCCAAAUAGUCCCAUUUCCUCUAUCUCCACCUCUCUUUGCCCCAGCAGCUCAGAACACUAGUCAUGCCGCAAAUGCUAGGAAGUGCCAUUUUUAUUUUUGUUUCUCCACUGUGCGCGUGUGCUCAAGUCUCUCGCUCUCACGUAGGCGUACAUGUGUGUGAGCGUGUAUGUGUCUCUCUCUAAAGCAUGCCAAGGGAAUGGUCCAUGUGUACAUAGACUCAUUGUGCUGUAGAUACUGUCCUGCAUUGUAAUUGUGAGAUGCGGCUGUAACAAGCGGCUGGGGGAGAUGGCUGGGUGGGAGGGAAGCAAGGAGCAGAAUGCCCCCUUCCCUUCCCUUCCACAAUUCAUGGCUGUCACAUGAUAUCAGCGUGCAUUCAAACCAAGCUGUGCUCCUUCUGAGGGCAGGACCCCAUACCCCUCCUGGUCCCAUUUUCAGAACCCACUUGGGAGUCACUCAGAAUAUCACUGUAAAUGAAAGUGCCUACUAUCAAUGGGAUGAGCAGAUGGGGAAACAGAUCUGUGGCCCAGAUGACAUGACCUAGGAGAGGAAGGUGGUUUCUGAUUUCACUGUUAUCUCACAUGCCUGGAGAAUUCACAGAUUUCGUAGCUUUGCAUGGGCUGAGCUCCACCGCAGAAAUGAGCAGCACAGAUUGAGCAGAUCUCCAGAAACAAGUGGGUCUCUGGAUGGUAACCCCCAAGGGAAGGAGGAGCCCACUGAGAGCCUAAGCAGGCCUGCAUUGCCUCUUCACUAAUCUCCAAAGCACAUAGACUUUGCCCCAUAAUGCCCCUAAUCAGAGAUUAUUGCUCCAAUAAAAUACUGUGAGUCAGACAUGAAAAGUAGACAGAUGCCCAAGUCUUCUGUAAAGGCUGCAAAGUAUUGCCCACCCCAGGGACUGCAGGCUUUGUUCUCCUCUGUGGAUUUUCAUCCUUGAGUUCUAGGCUAAUGCCUUGUUGGCCUCCCACUCCACUGAGGAUGUGUGUGGCAUGAUGGCCCAUGGAGGCCAGUCAGUCUCCUAAGCCAGGCCACUAGUGUGGCGACUGCUUUCAGCUUCUCUGUUCUCUUUAGACUUAACGCCUGUGAGAUUCAUCUCGACACUAACACUGAGACCUGAGCUAACUGCUUAACCAUGAGGUCUGAGCAACUUGUGAUGAGUAAAGGCAGAAGUUGUUUGAGCAUCCCAAAGCUCUGUGUCAUCACAUCAUCAAGUGUUCUCCCAGGGAGCUAUUAUAGGAAGGCUUCCUCUCUGUAUAUGGGAAUCUUUGCUAGGAAACCAGCCAGUGCUUUCCAUUAAGACUACAGAGGCACCCAAAGUGGUUCACUAGGAAAGAAUGAAGGAUUAUUGUUGAGGUCAUAAGAUGAUAUUAUCUCACAGAUCCAAAGCUCAUCAAAUUUUCUAACCUUUGACAUGGCUAUCACAUGAUAUGGAAUGAAGGGAAACAAAGAAGAAAGGAAAGAAAGGAAAGAAGAAGGGAGGGAAGGGAGGGAGGGAGGAAAGAAGGAAUGUGAGCAGUAUUUUAUAUUUGUCUAUGGUUUGUAGUUUUGACAUGAAACAGAGGGCAGACAGGGCUCAGUAUAGUAAAAGUAUUUAUGGAAUAUCAAGAGAUAGGACAGUAAUUCCUAUCCAAGACUAUAGCUAGUAAAACAUAGGGAAGGUGUGCCAUAUUCUAAUAGGAUAUAUUGGCAGUCAAGGAUUUCUCAAGCAGUCUAGUCCUCUUUGUACAAGAACUGAAAAAUACAUGUUUUCUAUGUUAAAGAAGUGUCCACAUCCUUAAGAAAAACCAUAGAAGAGCGCAUGCUGGUCUAGAUGGAAGGAAUAAAGAAAGAGGCAUUAAUUUAGCAUCAUUUAUUAUUAGUUUCAGAAAUAGAUAACUGUCACAUAUCAUAGGCUUUAACCACGCACCUGGUCUUCAGGGCCCCCAUCUUAUCAUGAGAACAAGCUCUGGGUUUUGUGGGAGGAUCAUCUCCUUUGGAAAGAACUCCUGGCCAUGCCAAUACCAUCUUUAAUAUAAUGGACCAUAGAGCAAAUAGCUAAAGGUCCUUUUAAAAUUUCACGUUUCCCCAUAUCUCCACCAGGACCUGAGAUUUUUAAGAAUUUUUUUCCCUUGUAAAGAAAACCUGGCUCUCAUAUGCCAUAUGGGCUUGAGAAUAUUGCUAAGUCACAUGAAGAACAUGAGGACAACAUUCUCUGAAGCAAGAUUAGAAUCACUGUAGGGCCAGAAGACCUACACCAAGAUGUCAUACAUGGACAGAAAAGUUCAUCACAUUGCUAUAAAUCCCUCCUAUGAUCCCAUUCUUUGGCAAUCAAAGUACUGAAUGCAAACAAGUUAUUGGAAAAAAAUAGGUAGUAAGGAGUGGAAUGCAUCCAUUUAUCUGGACCACUUUUGUAUUCUUUGUAUUCAAACUGAAGUUACGCCAUUCAUAAAACAAAAUCAUUAGCCUCAGCUUUUGGUUGUAAAGUAGAAUAUACCUUGGCCCAGGGCAGAUCUCAAAGAAGGAGAGCUAUCCUGGAUUCUACAACUGCAGAAUCAUCUCUCUCUGUGCAGUUGUUGAUGAAAACAACUUUGCCUAGUGGGAGGAACAUUGUUCUUGGAAAAUUUAAAAAUCACUUUGUCCAAAAAGAAUGACAGCUGAUGGAAGAGUAGAUGUGUUUUCUCCUUGGAAGUGUUUCCCCCUUAGGUCUUGACUUCUCUUCUAAGCCAGACAGAUUUUUCCCCACUUACCAUGAACAUUUUUUUCCCUUUAACUUCAUAGACAACUGGGGCUAUUCAAAGAGACCUUGUAAUAAUACUCGUGAUUUUCACGUUCUUGGAGGACAGAAACAAAAGCGUGUUUCUCUUCCAAAGAUGGACUUUACCUCCUCUGCCUACAGAAACUAAACUCCUUAGCAUGAAACUGCUUUUUAAGUUCUUACUUUUCAGCCCACAGUUACAGGGUCCUCUUGGAACUAACUAUGAUGUGACAACUUCUAUUGGCUAGUCUUCCUAAAUUUUUAAUUCUGUUCUAUACAGGCUGUGGAUUCUUUGUGCAAAAAAAAAAUGUGUGUAUGUAUUGUUUUAAAUAUUAUCUUUACAAAUGAUAUAUUUACAAUAAUGUAUGUAUUAUAAGGAAAUUUUAGAGCAAUUGUUUAAACUUAAAAGGAAGAGAGGUAUUGAAUUUGGUUUAUUUAAAAAAAAAAAAAGAGAGCAAUGCUUCAUUUAGAAAGACAUGGAUCCCCUUUCGUCAAGUUUGCUUUUAUUUGUUUCAAAGAAAUUUGAUUAUAAGACCACGUGCUAUAGGACUAACCAUGUCUUCAUGAUUUUCUUUACUCUCACAAAUUCUCAGCCUGGAUUUAGUCUUAGUUCCCCUGAAAACUGCCAGUUUUGGUAACAAUGUAAGUGCAGUGUUAUAUCUGACCUAGAAAGCUAUUAAAAUUCUGAAGACAGGUAAACAUGCCAUUUAAAAAAAAAAAGGUGAGAUAGAGCCCAAGAAACACAAACCUACUUCAGAAGUCUCUUUCUUGCUUAUGUAUUUGAAAUGUUUCCCCUCCGGAGACUUCGCCUACCUAAGUGAUGUAAAUCCCCCAUUAUGGCUGACAUUGUAUCUGUAAACAUCUCACUAAAUGCAAAAUGAAGUUCCCAUUUACGUGCAUGCCAGUGGAAAGAAAAGUAAACUAUUCUCGUUUACAUUUAGCUGUGCUGUUCAAAUGUCACCAACUAACCUCAAGAAAGAAUUUGGUUUUGCCCACAAUGUAUAUCGCUUUCCCUUGGCAAGGCAGCUGGUGUUAAUAUUAGGUUUAGGUUUAACAUUCACACCAGUGAAAUGUUUAUGGAUAUUGUAGAAAACUUAUUUUAAAACCCUGAUUUCUCGUCAGCGCAUUUGCAUACUGUGCUGAUUAAUAAAUUAGGCACCAAUCAUGCGUAAAUCAAUGUAAAUCACUAGUUUAUGUACAUAAUACAAACUAUGUAAACUUCAUUUUUCAUGCAGAGCCCAAGUUCAGCCAAACCUAUAAAUCUUAAAGAAAAAGAAGUCAAAAUAAGAAGAAGAAAAGCCAAAGCUUUUUACAGGUCAAAGGUCUAGAACAAAGACUGAAGUUCGGAGCAUGGUUGCCUUAGCCAAAGGAAGCAGACACCCAGAACACUUAAGAGGCAGUUCCAGCCAAGGGCAAAAGGCUCUUCUCAGUUCCUUCUGCCUCAGUUGAAGAUACUCUAGCCUGACACAACCACCCUUUGGCACACUGAAAGAAAGAGGACUAGCUAGCAUGCCAAGGGCUCCUCUGUCCUAGGUUACUGAUCUCUUGCCAGAUAAUGUGUAUUUUCAUUGUAUAUUUAUUUAAAUAGCUCCAACAGAUUGACCAAUACUUACAGGAACAAAUUAUCACACACUCUCUCUUUUUUUUUUUCUUUUUCUUUUUAUGGUCUGCUUAACCACACUCAGAAAACUUCUUUGUCAUCCUAAUUUGAAUAAAUUGUGUGAUGUAAGGCAUACGUUAUGUUCUUGAGAACUGUCUUGCUGAAGAUCCCUGGUAGCUCUGUGUUAUCUACAUGCCUGUGCUUUAUAAAUAAGGUACAGCACCAUUUGCAUAGGGAGUGACUUCACAGGUGUUACCUCUUAGCCUUUCUGAAGUGCCUGCUAGUUAAAGAUGGUGUCCUGUAAACCUUUAACUCUCACCAAAACGACUGGUAGAAUCAUCAAAAGAGAUUAUAUGGAUGUCCUACCCUACUACUCUAGAAAGAAAUUGGGGUCACAUUGAGGCUUACAUUGGUCUACUGAGGACAAAAAGGACAUCUGUAACAUGAAAGCUGUAUCAGGGUUGGAGUCCACAAAACUGGGUCUCAACACACAAAAAGCCCUGUGAUGCUGACACAGGCAAGUUAUUUCACACUCCCGAGUUUUUAAUUUUCUCUUUCGGAAGGUCAGGAAUUCAAGCAAUACUUCACAGUCUCUUGCGUCUCUCACCCCUCUGAUUUUGAAUAUGAACUGAAAAUUCGUUAAGUGCCACCACCCCACACGUAAGAACCCAAGCAAAAGCCAGUUACUGGUCUCUGGUUUUCUCUCAAUCCCCGCCAUCUCCACAAGAUAGCAUCUUCUGGAACACAGGGGCUCUGGACUGAUUCCAUAUUUCUCUUCUGAGCAACAUUUCUUAGAGGUGCAGGGGAAGGGACAUUUUCAUAUUAAAGCGAGGGCGCAGAAAGAGCUGAGGUGGCUUCCUUGUUCAUAAUAUUGGGAAAUGUCACUGUUGAACUGUAGCCUAAUAGCCUUUCGUGGGCAGGAAAAUGGCCAGAUUGAGCAUUAUGUGCGUUAACAAAUGAGGAAGUUUCGCAUGUGAGAGGAAACACCAGGCUUCUCUCAUCCUGGGCCACGUGCUUCGUUAUGGUAAAUGUGUGUCACUGGGAAUUCUCGGCUGGUCCCAAGCAAGUUCAAAAGGCUGUUUUGUGAGAAACAGGCAAGGGAAAGGGGUUCUUACAGACGUUUCCUGAAACUUGAGUCAUAGGCUGUGAAGUCCAGCAAGUGGAUAGAGAGCGGCGUCAUCUUUUAACAGUUGGAAUUGGUGCGGUUCAAAGCAGAUAGGAGUGAAACAGGACACAAAAGCCUAUUGGGAGGCACGGUUAAAGAGAGCGAGAGUUGUAAAAGCUUAAAAGGGAUGCAAAAGUUAAGUUUCCAGAAAGGGAGGUCAAGCAAGAACAGUUGCUGGAGCACUACACGAGGGAUGGUUCUGUUGGGCCACAUCCUGGACGGGUCAGCCCAGGUCCCCUUGUCUUGUCCCACUCUGUCUUCAGCAUUCAGCUUAGCCACCUGUCCAGUCACCUUUCCAUGAAUCUCCCCGAAAGAGCACAAGGUAUAGAGGCCUCCUGGACACCGAAGAGCAGAGUUCAUUCAUCACUUCCAGCCUUAGUGUCACUGUUUAGAUAAGGAUGCGCAGUGGGGCUUACUCUACUCAGGACACUGUAAGUGGGAGAGAGACCAGCCCGCCCAACACCUCCCCAGUUCCAUCGUUGUUUCCAAGGCACAGCUUUUUGGAUGGUGCUCCUGAGUCCACCCUGCGGCUACAUUCUUCCCGACACAAACCCUCCCUGCGUAAAUCUAGGCACAGUAAAAAUCAGCUUCUCGCAAGUGAAGAAAACCCACGGAGCUAGCAUCCUGAUGUGCUGCCAGCAGCCCCUCGCCAUUAGUCAGGAGACUCUUUGAACCCACUUACUUAAGUCUUUUGCUCUUCACCAGAACAUGAACAUGGUUCAUCCCGGUGAACUUUGGCCAAGUUCUGCUCCCCAAGUACUUGCUGGGAGGGGGGACGCUAAAGGGAAGAAAUAAACAAGGGGAGGAAAGGAGACCUCCAACUUCUCCCCAGGCCUGCUUCAUCCUUCCCUUUCCAUUGUUCUCCUGAAGGUUGUAUAAAUCCUGUUCUUGGUUAGACGUCUCCUCAUUAACAGUGUUAUAUACAUAUAAAUAUAUAUAUAAAAUAUAUUCCUUUUUCCAGCCCUGUAGACAUGAACUGAUCUUCCUUGAUAAUACAAACACAUGGCCACUUUUUGGUUUGUUUGUUUUGUUGUUCAAGUUACUUUAUUUUUGUUUAUUGGGUGGAUAUUUUUUCCCUGAAUACUAGCUCUGUGAAGGAAAGUAAAAAGCGCAAUGUGUGUAAAAAAAAAAAAAAAUAUUAAACUUAAAAUAAAAAAAAGCCUUUUUUUUUCCUUUUUAAAUGUAUUUAAAUUCUGGUUCUCUCUUCUGUUACUUUACACGUAUGAAUGCUCUGCUCUUCUGUGAUCUUAAAACAAAAUGAAAUAAACGUGAAAAGGAGAUGUGUCUUCGUUGACCUGAAUCCACGUGAACUUGUGGUUG